This is a messenger RNA of Lachancea nothofagi CBS 11611, 342 nucleotides long. NCBI's taxonomy places the organism in Eukaryota, Fungi, Ascomycota, Saccharomycetes, Saccharomycetales, Saccharomycetaceae. The record is from the annotation of a GenBank genome assembly.
AUGUCGAUUGUACAGGUUAAUUCCUCUCCUUCCUCCAACGAAUACCCCGUGAAUGCUGAGAAGCUCACUUCCAUCAUCGAAACAUGCCUUUCAGACUCAUCCCUAGGCCCAGAAACUCACACAAAUUUGAUUCUCACAGAACUUAGUAAAUCUUCAUCGGUGCAUAAGUUCGUGGUUUCAGUGACAAGGGUUGACUCUUCGAAAGGGUCCCAUUUCGACCUUGGCAUUGAAUCACACAUUGGCGGAUAUUGGAACAAAACAAAGGAUGGGGUUGUCUCGCAUACCGUAGAGCCAUCUCCAGGGAUACAUUACCUCGUUACGGUCAUUUGGGUGUCUAAAUAG